AUGCCCAUGGAUAUUGUCACGAACGAGGCUGAUGAGGGCAACAACGAGCGUUUAUUUGACUUUAUCAAAAUAAGACUGGAUAUUAUAGGAAACAAUGAACUCAAACACAAGCUAGCAACGAACUCAGCAUUUACAAAAACUCUCGUGGCAACGUUUAGCAAAUCUGUAAAGAACUUUGAGGAAAAUAAGACAAUACAGGAUUCCAGUUUAUUAGAAAUACUUUUUGACCUAGCAGUGAUACUCAACAUAUUUUGCCUUCAUAUUAGCGAAGUAGAUGAAUUAGGUGACAGUUCUGUAGCACCAGCCAUCAAAGAAAUAGAGAAUGCGAUAAGCCCAUUGAUAGAUUUACUUUUUUGUGGUAUAGAACAAGUUAAAUUGCUACUGGGGAAGAAACGGAGCUCAACUCAAGUGAACUUCAGAGAUCAUGCUAUUUUAGCUCGUAUUUGUUCAUUAAUGGAGUCUUCUUUAGAUACUCUUUUGAUCUUAUACAACUUGAGAAAUUACCCCCUUGAUGCAAAAGUUAUAUGGAGAUUUAUCACACUUAUCUUGAUUGAGACAGACCACAAUCAUAGCAACAACAGCAACAGCAACAAUGGAGACAACGAUAAUAUGAAUGGUAUUUCACCGCGGAUUGUCAUAAAAGCCUUGCAGUUGUUACCUUUGGCUUUAAAAGCCCAAGAGCAGUCAUCGGUGAAUAAGGAUGCCAAACUUGUAGUAUUGAUGGCUUUAAUCAGUAUUUUAAAUAUUGACUGUAUUGCCAUAAUUAAUACACAUUUGAAAAAGAGUCAAGCGAAUCAAUAUAGAGAGCGUGAAAAAGCCAUUUUUGAAGAAGAUUCACUACCUACUUUUGAAUUGAAUGCGACGGAAAUAGACACGCAAGUCUCGUUUGAACUAUUGCUUCAGGUUAUCACAGGGGUAGUUCAGAUCCUUCUGCAUUAUGAAUCGUCUGAUUACCUGCCAAUAGUUGCCAUAAAUUGGAGCAAUGACAGAAACGAGGCCAAUAUAGCGACAGAUAACACAAAGAAUGGCAUCGGCAACGGCUCCAGCAGCAGCAGCGCCAAUGGGAACUUGCAUACAAAUAAUAACAUCAUUUACAUUCAUCCUUACGUCUACCUCACUUUACUAAUGUUUCUCAGAAUAAACUCAAAUGCUGUAAAAUGGACUGUGUUGAACUUGUUGGUUAUGCUAUUGGAUAAGUGGAAAGACCUGAACUCUAUAUCCCCAAAUCAAGUUUUAAAAAACCAAAUAAAGAUACUUCCGAGUAUUAUUUCUAGUCUUGAGGUUAACCAUAUAGAAUCUGCUAAACUCAACGGGGUUGAUACGCAUCGACCAAGUAGUGCCGCGCUUAUUUUUCACAAAGGACAUACAAUGCCAAUAGGAUUAAAAUCCGCUACACGUAUUUUAGCAGAUUUAUCAGUAAGUAGUCUGAAAGUAUUAGACCGUCUUGUUGAAACAAAUGUGGAUCACAGAAUCAUCGACAAGUCAAUAUCUUCAUUUAAAAAAAGUCUGGUUUUAAAAAAUUUGAAGGAGUUGAAAAUGCAGUCCAAGCAUGGUCAGUUCUUGGUGAACUUUACAAACAUCCAAAAUGGUGUUCAUGAGCAAGAGUUAGCUGACUCGUUAUUGUUAUUGAGUGUUAUCACGAGUGAUCGCGAAGAUUGCCGCCAUAAAAUCUUUAGCUACCUGCAAUUUCAUGCUCACGAUUUACCUGAGACCAUCUUUGAAAUAUUUGAUACGUUUCAUUUUCUUUGCCAGCAAUUGCACUUGACAUAUUUACUUCUGAAGUCUUUGACUAAAAACUCUUCAUCAAAUCGUGUGCUUCCAGAGAGGGAUUUAACAUGGCUUGGAAAAAACUUUGGUGCCAUUUGUGCUCUUAUGUGCUCGCCCAUUUACACCAAUUGUCUUUACUUUCUCAGAUCAAUUUCAAGAUCCGUUUCCACUAUGCGCACCUUUUUUGUUGAAUGCAAUGCUUUUCAAAGUUUCAUUUUAUCGGAACCAGAGAGCAAGGUACCGAUCAGUUCAGAAGUCUUACUAAUUACGGGUCACAUUGAUGAAAAUCUGCAGUUUCAAUCAGACUCGUUGGUGCUGAAAACCAAUGUGAAAAUGGCUGCAGGUGGAUUUGUUACAGAUUUACUUGAGGUUGUUCAUCUUUUUGAGAAUAUAGAUCUGGAACUACAAAUGCUCUUUAAUAUCAACAACAACAACAAUAAUAAUAAUAAUAAUAAUAAUAAUAAUAACAACAACAACAGCAGCAGCAGCAGCAGCAGUGGCGACAGCGACAGCGUUGGUGGUAAUAAUGACAAACAUUAUAUUAGUUCGAAACAAACUAAGCAGCGCAUGGUUGAGGACAAAGUGUUGUGUAUUGGGUUGCUUGCCAACCUAAUUUUAGAUUUCAGUUCUUUUAGAUACAAGAUUGUUGGUUACGAAAAUUUUUUGUCAAGCUUGGCAACAAUAUACCUGAACUCUUCAUACUAUACAGAGCAAAGUUUUCAAAGGUGGCCAGCUGAAGAAAUUAGUCAGAAUAAUGUGGUCCAACUCAAAGUAUUACAAGUGAUCAAGAAUUUCAUGUUCAAUGAAGCUGCCGAAAAUAAGAAAGAAGCCAUCAGUUAUCUUCCGCUAAGCUCCAUUUUUGAGAAAGCAUCUUUUGGAUUAUCGAGUGAUGAUCUUGAAGAUACUGCAUCUGAAAUCCAGUAUCUUCGAAUACAACAAAAGAUUGUUGCGUUUGAGAUAUUGCGUAACUUUACCGGUGGCUCGCCUCCCUUGUGUGAAAUAUUAAAGAAAUCAUUCGCCACGGAGUAUACCAUAAAUCAACAGCAAUUAAGCGAAAACACUAAUAGCACGAAUUUUGCUUCACAUCAUCAGUCGUUGCUUGGUUGGAAUGAAUUUGUUUAUGCAAGUCUUGUCAAUGUUCGUGGAUUCUUGCCAUCCUCAAAAGAUAUGGCCGAUUGGUUUGAUGAUUCGAUUCUUUCGGAGUUACUACUCAAUGACGAUUAUGUCAAGUAUAUUAAUGCCAUAAAUUUUACCGAGGAUCAUUUGUUCACUAAUGUUGAAAAUUUUGAGAAGGAGCUAUUUCCUAGUGAUGACAUUUUGAGAGUAUGGUUACGAUUCCUCAGAUUCAAGUUACCAAAACAACCUGCUGAGCAAAUAUUCAAAGGCAAUGAUGGCAAUAAGGGUAGUAACAAUAAAGUUGAUGUUAAGUUAUUGCGCAUGGCUAAUAACCUCAAUUCUAUCAAACUAUCUAUUGGUUGGAUUCUUGGUAAUCUCACUUGGAAAUCUUCCGUUGGGUACUAUGAUCCAAAUGAUUAUGAUAUAUACGAAGUUUAUCAGACUGUAGAUCAGUCGAUUGCAAAUAAGAGAAACGGAUUCAACCCUACUCGUCAGCGACUUUUAGAGAGAAGAAAUCUGGAAUUUCAUAAAUCUAAAGAAGCUGCGGCCUCUGCUGUUGCUGCUGUGGACGAAAUGACCGUAUUUGACAGAGCUCAGUACCUUCACGACUAUGGAUUUACGCAUGCAAUAACUGAUAUAUUACAUAACUUUACUGAACAACGUUUACUGAAAUUUAACAAGAAUGGUCUCUCUCAUAAUAUGAUGGAAAUUGUGCUGGAAAAUGAAGCAUUUGAAAAGCUAAGGACGGCUUUCCUCCAGAUAAGCUAUUUGUUGAAGUUAGAUACGCAUAAGAAUGAUACAAGUAUCAAAAAGUUUGAAAAUAAUGCGAUGAAACUACAUCUAAAUCCGGAUAAUUUGAACAAUGGAAUUGGAGGUGUUGGCAGUGGUGGAGGUACUGGCGGUGUUGGAAACGGUAGAGAGAAAGAGGUUACUGAAGAAGACGAGUCGCGUUACGAGCGGUCGCGCAGAAGGGAAGCCAUAAACUCAGAGGAUGAAGGGGAUAAUGAUAGCAUGCUUCUUGAUCAAGAAGAGGAAGCUGAAGAAGAAGAUGAUGAUGAUGAUGUCGAUGAGGUUGAUGAUAUUGAAGAAGAUCCUGAAGUAGAUGAAGAAGAGGCUUUUGUUGAUGAAGGCGAGAAUACAGAUUCAGAUGACGAAAUUCCUCAUGAAUACUGGGUGAUGUAA
Messenger RNA from Lodderomyces elongisporus, 4065 nucleotides. RefSeq lists its product as uncharacterized. The coding region runs from base 1 to 4065 and encodes 1354 amino acids. NCBI's taxonomy places the organism in Eukaryota, Fungi, Ascomycota, Pichiomycetes, Serinales, Debaryomycetaceae. The transcript has a single exon. The record is from RefSeq and is a predicted model, not a curated record.